Messenger RNA from Lecanosticta acicola, 794 nucleotides. The record is from the annotation of a GenBank genome assembly. Lineage: Eukaryota; Fungi; Ascomycota; Dothideomycetes; Mycosphaerellales; Mycosphaerellaceae.
AUGUUCUCUCUUGACAGAACAACAGCAUUCCUUGCUCUGGUAAAUGCUGCUUCCGCCCAGUACGGAGGGGGCUAUGGCGGAUACGGUGGCAGCGGCAACCCUUACUCGAGCGGCAACAACAAUGGCGGUUUCGGUUCUGGAUUCAACUCCUAUUUCUCAGGAACCUCCAAAAUCAUCACGGCGCAUGCAGUUCUGGCCACCUUGGCGUUCGCAUUCCUCUUUCCCGUAGGAGGAAUCAUGAUCAGACUGGCGUCCUUUCGCGGCCUUUGGCUCGUCCACGGGCUCUUCCAGAUCUUUGCGUACUUGGUGUACAUUGCGGCCUUUGGAAUCGGAGUCUGGGUAAGUUGUGCACUUGUUCGUGAAAGAGUGAACGCGGCGCUGAUGCAGGAGCGCAGAUGAUUUCUCAGCGCGACGGUCUUAUCAACGACCCGCAUCCCAUCAUCGGCAUCGUGCUGCUCGUGGUCCUCUUCUUCCAGCCCGCCCUCGGAUUCGUGCACCACAUCCUCUUCAAGAGAAAACAUAAACGCGGCAUCUUCAGCUACGGCCACAUUUGGCUUGGUCGGUUGGCGAUUACCCUGGGAAUUAUCAACGGCGGCUUGGGAUUGCGGUACGCUCGUAUGUCUCCGAUUGCACGUCCUUCGAAAGGUGCUAUUGUCGCAUAUGGCGUUGUCGCUGGCUUCAUCUGGCUGCUCUAUGUCAUUUCGGCGAUCAUUGGUGAGAGGAGGAGGAAAGUGAAAGAGUUGGAACCGCCGGUAUAUAAGGAAGAGGGUGAGGAUAGAACACAGUACGCGUGA